AUGGCUGAUGCCACGCGGGGGAAAAUUCCUAUCCUGCUUCUAAAGACGAAGUCGGCCCCCACCGAUGCUUAUGAGGAGUUCUUUUCCAGCUUCGAUGAUGGCCGCUACAAGCCAGUGUUCGUGCCAGUCCUGGCACACCGCUUUCAGCAGGACGCUCUGGACCAGGUACGAAACUAUAUUACAGGUCAGGGCUUUGUUCCUGGUGUCGAUGGUGGGCUGCAAAAGUAUGGCGCCCUCAUCUUCACCUCCCAACGUGCCGUCGAGGCCUUCACCCAGGUCGUGGAGGACAUUCGAAGUGUCAGCUCUUAUUCCUUGGAUGAACUUCUGCCGGAAAGCAUUCCACUUUACGCUGUGGGCCCUGCUACCGCACGCGGUCUUAGGGCACUAAAGUUGCCAUGCCCCAUCCUAGGCGAAGAGACCGGCAACGGAGAUGCUCUUUCGUCGUUCAUCCUUGAGCAUUAUAACAGCUUGCACCUUGGCUCCACAAAACCAGCAAUCCUGUUUCUGGUGGGCGACAAGAGAAGGGACAUAAUUCCAAAGACGCUCCAAUCAGAUAGCCUCCCACCGGAGAGACGGUCGGAGGUCGACGAGCUUGUUACAUAUGACACCGGAGAAAUGCAGUCUUUCAAAUCUGACUUCUCGGCUCUCUGGGCGAAGAACAGGGAUAGUGGAGCAGGCCGCCAAUGGGUGGUUGUCUUUUCCCCAACUGGGUGCAGAGCUAUGUUAGAAAGCUUAGACUUGCUGGACAGGGAAACUGGACAAGCUAAGACCGAUACCGCUCCUAGAGAUAUUCUGAUUGCGACGAUUGGGCCUACGACGCGCGAUUACCUGAACCGCGAGUUUGCUUUCUUGCCUGACGUUUGCGCCGAAACCCCAACCCCAGAGGGCGUUGGAAAUGGCAUCGAAAUGAGAAGGCGGCAGCUGGAACAAAGAGAAAGCCCAAGAACACUUCGUCGCCAGAUUCGAAAAGCGGAAGAAAAGCUGUCCGAAAGAAGCAAGCGGCCAUUGAAGAGGACGAUCACAGGCGAUGAGGGCAAACAUGUAACAGCAAGCGUUGAAAUGACAGAGGAUUCAGUAAAUAGCAAAGACCCCGGAGAAGAAGAUUCCGAAUACGUGACAGAUGGUGGUGUUAGUGAAACCGAGGUGCAGAAUGAGGGAAUCGACAAUCCAGAGAAGCCUUCUAACGAAGCAAGCAAGGGUGGGGCGAAUGGAAACGGAGUAGUAGAGGAGACGUCUUCUCGCGAAAAGAAGACCGCCUCUAAUAUUAUAGAGAAGGAGUUCAUAUACUUCUUCACGCUUAACCGUGUUGGAAUUGAGCAGGCGCAGAGCGUUGGUAAUCUUCAACGUACAUACUUUGUCCUACGACCUUUGCCUGCUGGAGUCAAGUUGGGUGAUGGAGCCCUCCCGGAUCUGAAAAACAACCGUCUGUUCGCUCUGCCCAAGAAAGUCCUUCCAAGGAGUCGUAGUGAUCAGUUUAUGGCUUUUGUUAAAAAGGCAAAAACUACCAUCCAAGGCCUGAAGGGAAUUUUUUUUCCAAGGCUCAGAGGCGUCUAUGAUCUUAAGCGCACUGAGUAUCGGACCAUUCAUCUUGUCUACGCGACGAUUAUCCCAUCUAAGUUGGGCGAGGUUCAGCAGGAUCUAGACGUCCGUGCUCGAGGCAGUUUUAUCAUCAGUAAGGCUGUUGAACCUACCAUGAAGGACAAAAAGCACCAGAAGGAAACUCCUACUGAAGAGAUUGAACAGCUCAAGCAUGAGGAUGGGCUUCGGACUCAAAAUCUCCAUGGCGACGACUCUGUCUUUGACAAUCUUCAGAUAAACAAGAAGGAUUACCCCCAGGUUCCAACUACUUGGUAA
This is a messenger RNA of Lindgomyces ingoldianus, 1854 nucleotides long. Its product is annotated as tetrapyrrole biosynthesis, uroporphyrinogen III synthase. The record is from RefSeq and is a predicted model, not a curated record. Gene Ontology annotation, molecular function: uroporphyrinogen-III synthase activity. Gene Ontology annotation, biological process: uroporphyrinogen III biosynthetic process. Bases 1 to 1854 code for a protein of 617 amino acids. NCBI's taxonomy places the organism in Eukaryota, Fungi, Ascomycota, Dothideomycetes, Pleosporales, Lindgomycetaceae. The transcript has 6 exons.